Parastagonospora nodorum SN15 is the source of this 399-nucleotide messenger RNA. RefSeq lists its product as hypothetical. The transcript is spliced from 3 exons. The record is from RefSeq and is a predicted model, not a curated record. NCBI's taxonomy places the organism in Eukaryota, Fungi, Ascomycota, Dothideomycetes, Pleosporales, Phaeosphaeriaceae. The coding region runs from base 1 to 399 and encodes 132 amino acids.
AUGAGCCAAUACCACUUCGAAACACCAAAGCUGGACCUCGAUCCGAACUUCAAAACCUUCUUCCAAGACUUCUACGCCACGUCCGACACACCAGAUGCCCAUGAACAUUAUGCAAAGUACUUCACAGACGAUGCAACGCUGAUUAUGGCGAAAAUCCUCGCUCUGCGCAAAUCCAUGUGGGAAAAAGUAUCGUCGCGCUCGCACAACCCCAUCAAGAUUUUUCCGUUUGGCUCGUACUCUGAUGAGGUGAUGCUGUACGGCACGGUCAAGUAUGGACUGAAAGAUGGGGGCGAGAAGGAGGUGGACUGGGCGGCGAGAGCGAAGUUGGUUAAUGAAGAUGGGAAGAUUAGGAUGAGCUUCUAUCAGGUUUAUUUGGAUACUGCACCACAGGCGAAAUAA